Molecule: messenger RNA, 5003 nt
Organism: Phanerochaete carnosa HHB-10118-sp
Lineage: Eukaryota; Fungi; Basidiomycota; Agaricomycetes; Polyporales; Phanerochaetaceae
Exons: 8
Coding region: 1-4806 (1601 amino acids)
Source: RefSeq, a predicted model, not a curated record
AUGACCUGGCCAAUUAAAUCGCCUUGCCACAGAAGCUCUUCUACUCUGCGAACCAAGGAUGAAUAUCCUAGGUGGGACCGCCCGGGCCCCGGGCCAAAGAGACUUGAGAAAUUUCGAACUCAGCUUGUAAAUACGAGUCGCUACGGCCACCUCGCCGGUUCGUCGUCCUCCCGGCUUCGUCCAUCCCGCUCUGGCUUGCUCACGAUGAGUCUUCCAACACCACCUGGGACGUCUCAUCGCGCCGAGAAGGAAAACAAGCGUCCAGGAUUUCCUCGUGUAGCAUGGGCGGAGGAGCCAGAGUACCACACACUAGUCGACAUCUCACAAUGCCUGAAGGUGUUUACAUCAUCGACGGCGACACCAACAAGAUCGAUCUUGAAAAAGUCCAACUAUGCCGAGCUCCCAUCCCUCGAGCCAGACGUAAGAGAGACGACACCAGAGCCCUCAGACCCUCUCGUGAAUCUCCACUACCUUGACAAUCCAGUCUCGCGUCUUCUCGCUUCAGAUGCUGCCAUGCGGGACAUUAUCGAGUCCUAUAACAUUCUUAUGGCGCGUCUGCGCCUCUGUGUUGUGGAUGACAGCAACACUGAUGCGUCCUGGCCUCUCUUCCAACCUCUACGCAAGAACAGAGACGCGCUCGUGCAAGCAAUGUGCCGGGAUCUUGGACGCGCUCUGGAGGAGCCGACGGCGGCUGAGGACGAGGAGGAGAGCCGAGUCUUACCGUCACCUGAGAAGAGCCCGAAAAAGCGCGGUAUGACUGCAGAACAGGCGAAGCGCGCUAGAGAUCUGUGCACGACGGCGCAUUCAGCCAUGAAGUUUCUUUCGAUGGUUUUCACGCUGCCUUACCUCUUCAAUAUCUUUGAAGAAUCCCAUCUCGCCGACCUCUUGACCGGCGUUUUGGCUAUCCCGUUGACGCCGAAGCUCCCGACCCCAAACGCAAGGAAGACAUGCGCACUUGCGAUAUCCUUACUUCAAAUGCAGCGAUUACCGGAAGUGAUUCUUUUGCCUGCUAGGGACCGGAUUGCCUAUGCGCUCCGACGUGGCAUUGAGGGUGAGCUAGGCAAGGAAGGCAAGAAGGGCUCUUGUAACGACGGCCUUCGAGCGAUUCAUGAUCUAUCCAUUCACUAUCCCGCAACCUUCGUUCCAGCAUUCGCUGAGAUUCUCCCAGCGGUCUUCUCCCAACUACUGGCCCCCACGGUUGCCCUUAGAUUACAGGCCUGCCAUGCGCUCGGUGGUUUCUCCUUUGGACUCGCAUCACUUCCGGUCGAGUCUACUCAUUCUCGUGUCGCAUCUAUGGUGGCGCUAUGGCUUACGAAAGCGCCACUGGGAACACCGUCCAAGAAGCCGUCGAGCCCGUCAAAGGAUCCCCUGAUCAUCAGGACGCUUCGUACCACGCUCGGCGCUACGGACCCGAAGCACGCCGCGCAGGGUCCGGUGUGGGGCCUUAGCGUACUCUCAAGCCUCAUUGUCAUGCUGGGCUCGCAGGUCCAUGUAGACGAGCGCAUGACGAAGAUUCUUACGCCUCUCCUCAGCUUCGCUAUGCGCCACCAGAAGAGUUCAGUUCGCGCUCUCGUCUGUCUUAUCUGGCGCGUCAUGACCUGGGCGUACUUCCAGCCCGUAUGCCCCAAGCUCUCCGAAGUUGACGAGGACCUCGACGAGCCACAAGAGCAGUAUGUUCUCGACUACACUGAUGCGGAGCGUAAGCACCAUAUGGUGCGACUCGAGGAGAGUUGGACGGUAGUUAGCACUGUGGUCGAUAUGGGUGCGGGGGUCUCGACGUUGUGCGCACUGCUAGGAACGCCCGCGACCACCGUGAGUCAUACAGAGUGGGCGAUCAAGAAAAGCCUCGCAAUUAUCGAAGACAUGAUUGCCAAGGGAGGUCAGACCUGCAAGGAAGCCGUCGACGCUCUCGCUACUCUCGUUUGUCCGACUCACGGACAACAAUCAACGUCUGUCUUUGAUGUCCCCGAGGCGCUGGAUGACGACACGGAGUGGAAUCCGAUGAAGCUUCUUCCCCUGGGCCUAUUCUCUGCCAACCCUGGUCUGCUGACCACAGAGUACAGCGCACUUUCAACCGCCGUACGCCCACUCUUCGGAGACUGUCCUCAUGUAGAGGAUUUGCGCGCUCUCACCAAGGAUGAGCUCACUAUCGACUGGGUUUUCGAUACAAUCAUCAACAUUUGGAAAGACGGGUGGGGUUCCAUGUCUUGUUCAUGGAACGAGCCGUUGCCGAUUGAGAUGCUCGAUAUCUGGUCAGGACUAUGGGCCGCAGCCGUCUCUAUUGUUAAAGAUGAUGUGGACUCCGAGCAGCUGUUGUCAUCCCUCGCACAUCGCGCCGUCAACCUGAUCAUCAUAAUCCUGCGCAGCGACAAAUUCGACCUAAGUGGACAUACUAGCGACGAUAUAGAUUUCCCGCACACCGCAGGACCGGGGCGCGGCUUGCCGAAGCGGAGGUGGAAGCCCGCCCUCAAGCUGCGUCUCGCACGCGAGCUGUGGCGCAGACUUCGUGAUGUCUUCGGUCACUGCGAUGCGUUGACUACGCAGGCCGAACGACUGCUGGUUGUGCUCGAGCGAAAAGAGACUGAGCUUGUUGUGAAGCCGGAGUUGCCCGAUGAGGUCCGCGGCGAGUGGGCCCUGAUGUGCGCAGAGGUUGUGGGUUGCUGUGAGGACAAGGAAAUGUCUGCGUUCUGGGGCAUGAGCCACAAGCCGAAAUGGCGGGCGAGCAGCUGGACGGAGAGUGUACGGCGUGUUGUCUGGACGCAGUGGGUGCAGAAAUGGGGGGAAGAGGAGGCGAGUUGGGAAAGCUCAGUGUUACUCCUUGCUGCGCCUUUCCUGGACGUCAAUGCCUGGGACAUGUCAAACGAGAACCUUGACACGUGGGAUCGAUUCCUCAAGCAGACUAUCGACAGAGCCCUUGAUAAUGGCCAUGACUCCGUUGGCGUUGUCGACGCUAUAGCACGUAUGGUUGCCCCGCAAGGCUCUCUCAGCCUCUUAUCUUCCACCCGCAUCUCCGACCUGCUUCUGUCUCAUCUCGACAUCUCCGAAGCCCCCAUCGUCCCAGCUUCUCUUUGUGAGCUUGUCAACGACACGCUCGAUACUUCGUACCCGCCAAUGGAACAGAAUAAGCUCCCGAGCAUCUGGUUGUUGCGCACCCUUACUCGCACUCUGGACGCUUGCCCCGUUGAGCUCGUCGAGCACUUGCUCGAGUGUGUGCAGGACGGCCUAUGCCGCUGGAUUUCGGACGAGUCGCAGGCGCUGUCCGACGAAGAGUACAGCUCGGACGUCGUCCCUGUCUAUCAAACGGCGGCUGUGGUACUUAUGAGCGUGCCAGCGAAGGCGGACGUCGUCGAGAGGUUUGCCGGGCUGCUGCAUUCGGCUUUCGUUGGCAGGGACAAGCCUGAGACGAUGGUGCAGGCUUUCGUGGACCUGUGGGAGACAACUUACAAGUCUGUCCCAUCGCCGGAAGAUGGCUGGUCGGAGAAGAUUUUGGCUUGCCUUCACACUUCCGGACUUGCCGUGCCGGACGAACCUGCUGACGUCGAGUCCAGCGACGCUGAAGAGGUUGAAGACCAUCUCUUGGGACUUCCACCAUCCUCGGAUGAUGUUCCAUUGUCACCCGAGGUGCCAUCCCCAAAGACUCUUGCAGCUCCCUUCGUCCUGUUCUCACCUGUCCGCAAAUUUCGUGGACUUCCGUAUCCAACGACUCCUACAACUGCGAAGAGCCGCCUCGUUACGCCUUCCCGGCCGCAUAAAUCUUCUUCUCCAGUCCAACCCAUGGGUCCUCUCCUCAUUUUCGAGUCUCCAUCGCGGUCACCGACUCGCUCCCCCAUCAGUCCGAAGAAACGCACUCCAGGCCCAGGCAUACGCGGCUCGGAUAAGGAGAACGCCUCGCCCUUGCAUCUCAUCGCAUCUGUAGCAGAGCGCAUCACGCAACGCUCGCCUUUGCCGACUGGUGGUCCUGUCCUCGGUAAACGGUCGUUCGAUCUCGACGACGACGAAGAGUACUUGGCUGAGGGCAGCAAACGCGCUAAGAGGGACGUCCCCAUGGCAGCGCUCAACCAGCCAGCGAAGUUCGACGCACGCGCGCCUGUGCUCCCGCCCUAUCUCGCCACUUCGAAGAUUAGUCCAAGUCGCCCAUCACCAUCGAAGAAGGUCCUCGAUUUCAAAACCCCGUCUAAUCCCAAGAAGCGCAAGGGUAUGGUUCUCGAUGCUGUCGAAGUCCCAACUAUGCGAGAGGUCAUGCGGACGACAGUUAGCUUCGACGUACCCGCGACGUCGGAGAGGCCGACUAAACAGAAGGAUCUCCGCCGCACACAGUCUGCAGUGAAGCUCAGCGAGCAGGCUAUUCGUUCGCCGUCCCCGGCGAAGAAGCGCAAGACCGCACCGCUCCCCGAGAAGUCCCGCCGGCGGAACAAUGACGAUAGUCACGACGGGUGGACCCCAUCGUCGUCACUCAACUCAACUUUGAGUAGGCUGCGGGACAUGGAGGCGAUCGGUAGCGACGAUUCUAUCAUGCUAGAGCAGUCAGUUGGCAGUGACUCAGACAUACCUUCGUCCGACGACGAUCCGAACCGCUUCCUAGGCGUGGUCACCCCUCACCGCCUUAUGUCGCCAGCCAUCCGUCGGCUCAAGGACUUCGACGACUUUACUGAAGAGCCCGGUAGCGAUGAUUCGAACGUACCGCGUCGCGCGGAUGUCGGUAGAGAAGAUGAAGCCAUGCAUGACGUCGUCGCCUCGAAGUAUGACUCGCAGUCCGUUGGUCCCACUGGGCUCGUUCAGAGCAUAAAAACUUGCAUUUGUGUUUAGUUAUAACAAGUUUCGUUCUGCUUUCUUGUGUAUAUUGCUGCGGUUCAUCUUGCUUUGUACCCUUCUACCGAACUAGUUGCCAAGAAUCUUCCUGACAUUGUGCAUGCUGUCUUCGCAAAUUUACUCGCACUGUAAUAAAUACCCGCUCCCUGUGAAUCGAAGUUGGAACGUUGAUGUGUUAAGGUUGCGGCUUGAAG